Molecule: messenger RNA, 1377 nt
Organism: Procambarus clarkii (red swamp crayfish)
Lineage: Eukaryota; Metazoa; Arthropoda; Malacostraca; Decapoda; Cambaridae
Product: carbohydrate sulfotransferase 11
Biological process (GO): carbohydrate biosynthetic process
Cellular component (GO): membrane
Molecular function (GO): sulfotransferase activity
Source: RefSeq, a predicted model, not a curated record
AUGCGGCGGCUCCUCAAGGUGUAUUUCGUCAUGUCUGUUGCGAUUUUGGGAACCUUGUGGCUGCACCCGACCAGGCACCCCAACCCGUCCCCAUCCAACGACGACGGUGAUGCUGUCCGACGGGGAGGAAAACCGGUCCGUCGGGAAGGAGCAUCGGUCCGUCGGGGAGGUGCUGAGUGGGAGGCAGAGCAGGAGAAAAGACGCAAUUCUGUGAGGUCGGGCUGCAGGGGCACGAACCCGGCCUCGGAGCUGAGGCAGGUCCUAAUCUCUGAGCCCAGGCUGACCCGACUCUUGGUUGAUGACCGCCACCGGGCUAUGUACUGCUUCAUCCCCAAGGUGGCGUGUACCAACUGGAAAUUGGUGUGGCUGAAGCUGACAGGACGGUACAGUACCUUCGCCCGGAAGGACAACACCACACCUGACAUCCACGUCUUCGUCGAGAAGGACGUCUCGGAGGAGCCCCGCAAGUUAUCAUUGUUAAAACGGAAGCUGGAGGUGUAUUCGAAGUUCCUGGUGGUGCGACACCCGUACGAGCGGCUCCUGUCUGCCUUCAGGGACAAGGUCGCCACGACCCUAGACACAAAGUUCCAGCGGAAGGUUCUGAGCCAUGUCCAAAGACAGCGGCCCCAAGCCACGCACGGGGACAUACAGUGGCCAGAGUUCGUCUCCUACGUCGUUGACGGCGGUCACAAGGAGGACGAACACUGGGCCACCUACACCAGGCUGUGUCAUCCUUGCGCCAUCCGAUACAACUUCAUUGCCAAGUAUGAGACGCUGGUGGAGGAUUCUGAAGAGAUCCUGCGGAGGAUAGGCGCCCCCAAAGAGCUCCACUUUCCACAGUUCGAGUCCUCUGACACCGCUGAUCUUCUAGAGUCCUACAUGAGGAAUCUCACACAGGAACAGAUUCAAGGCUUGGGCAGAGUCUACAAGGAGGAUUUCGAUCUCUUCCAGUACAGUUAUUCACCACAGUAAAUCCUUUAUGUGACUGCCUUAGAAGCUUUGAAACUUACAUCAUAUUCUUUUCACACGUAUUUAUAAUAGUUUAUAUUUAUAUCAUUCAAAUUUACUCUCACUGUUUUCAUAAAUCACUGCACUGCGCAACGCGCCUGUAGGCGCUCAAUGGGUGGUGCGCAACGUGCCUCAGGGAUCUUAUAGGUAUAGCGUACCAUUCAAAACUGGCAUGUGUCACGCGAGUACAAAAUGGAUGCCUGAAGGCCCAACAGGUGCUUCAAUGAUGAAUUUUGUUCGAACCACAACGCUGUAAAUGUUUCACCCACAUACUACAAAUGCAAAUAAAUACCAACUGAACCUAAACACCUAACCUAACCUAACCUAACCAAACCAAACCAGUGCCUAUGGAAUUUCCUGUCUGUCUUA